Messenger RNA from Symbiodinium natans, 548 nucleotides. The record is from the annotation of a GenBank genome assembly. NCBI's taxonomy places the organism in Eukaryota, Dinophyceae, Suessiales, Symbiodiniaceae.
GUCUCACACUGGUGGUGGAUUCCUUCCAUCCCGAAGUGGCCCCGGCGUUACAGGAGGCUUCUCGACGUGGAGACCUGCGCGGCGUCGAGAAGGCACUUAGCGCUCCUGCAGAUCCCAACAAGGCCGAUGAGCACGGCUGGACACCGCUGAUCAUGGCAGCCCACGCCGGCCACGGAGAGGUCCUGCGGCUGCUACAUCGUGGCAGCGCGAACCUUGAGACUACUACUCCUCAUCGCCGCACGCCUUUCUUUGUCGCCUGCCAAAGAGGGCAUGUGGAAGCUGCAAGAGUUCUUUGUGAGAUCGGAGCAGACAAGGAGAGAGCCAGGACGGGCGGCUACACUCCGCUUCUCAUCUCCUGCCGGGAGGGCCAUGCGCCAGUGGUCCGACUGCUGUGUGAGAUGCGAGCAGACAAGGAGCAUGCGGCCCUCCACGGAUGGACGCCGCUGCUGCUCGCAGCACGGCAUGGUCACAAUGAGGUGGCGAAGGCAGGAUCCUUCGGAGCAGCCUUUUCCAGCAAAGCCGAACCUGCAGCAGGUACGGGACCAUAG